UGAGUGGCAGUUUGGAGUGGCGUGGGUAUCACACCGGCCGGUGCGAAAUGAAGUUACUGCAGUGGAGCAAUGCGACAUUCACAGUGACAGAUUUGAACUGAAUUCACCAACGAGUAUGCGAAGAUCAAGGAUUAGUAUUAAGCCUAAUGUCAGGCCAGGGGGUCGAAGUGUGGCCCCUACAGCAGAGAGCAAGAGUUCUCAAGAGCCAACAGCUGUUCACAACACCCAACAAGCACAAAUAGGUGAGGAAAUAGACAGACCAUCAACUGCUCCACAGCCUCGACUGGAAGUGAUAGAGCCUGAUGUGGCAACAGGAGAUAGAAAUGUUCCCGGCUCUCCCUCAGAGAAAGCAUCAGUUAACACUAGCGAUGGAGUGCCCUCUAGUGCCAGCACACCUGCAACUACAGCACUUCAGAGGAGGAGCAGGAUCUCAGCCACACCAAACCUUGCCAGACCCAAAAUCCGUUCUGUUCCUCCUCUAUCCACUGGAACGACUGCUUCCCUUCCAUCAGUGCCAUCCAAGUCUCUCCCUGAGGCCUCUGUCCCAGUUGCUACCAGCGGAGAUGAUUCUCCAAACACAACAUUCUCAGAUCCAAUCAAUUCACAAACCACAGCAACAGCUCACUGCCCCCCAUCUUCACCAAGUCUUCCAUCCACUUCUGGUUGCCAUGAGCCCUCUGUCCGUAAAACAUCAGUGCCAGAAUCUCCAUUUACACAGUCUCAACAAGAGACUCCCAAACAAAUCCAAAACAAGGAUUCUGUGCCCCAAGAAGGUGCCUCUCCAGUCUUGCCAUAUGUGAAGCUGGCAUGUUGUGAUGAACCAGGCUCCCCCCUGAAGAACUCUGAAAUGACCUCAGACAAGCAGCGGGUCUUGAAGGCCCUCAAACUGAAAGAACUCAUGAAGCUGGAGAGGAGGAAAGAAAGAAUGGUCGGGAAAAAGAGGCAAAAGCGUGAGCAUAGCGAUGAGAUGGAUCGUAGAAAAAUGACCAUAGCUGACUUCAUUUAUUACCUACCACAGUCAAACCCUAUGAGGUCCUCCCUUUCCACGGAGGAGGUUCAAGAAAAGACAAUUGUUCCACCCUCACCCAAGGUGCUGGAAAAGAUGGCAGAACCAGAUGAGGAAGAUGAUGAUGCUGAAGAGGAGUUGCUGGUUCCUAAAGUCAAAGUGGCAGAGGAUGGCUCACUCAUUCUAGAUGACAACAGUUUGACAGUGCGCGUUCAGAGAACAUCUGAUACAGUUGUAGAGAAUGCUAAUCCACUGUUUGAGCGAGGCAGUACUACAACAUACGCAAGUUUCAGAAAAAAAUGCUUUGUGAAGAACUGGUCUAUCAGAGAGACAGACAUGUUCUAUCUUGCCAUCAGUAUGGUGGGAACAGACUUCUCCUUGAUUGCUCAGCUAUUGACUCACCGUAGCAGAGCAGAAAUAAAGAGAAAAUUUAGGAAGGAGGAUAAAACAAAUUCAUGGCGAGUGGAUCAAGCAUUCAGAAACAAGCGACCCUAUGACAAGGAGUUUUUCAGUUUCCUGCUGAAGAGGAUUUUGGCCAAGGACAAAGAAAGAGGCAAAUCUAUAAAACUGGUCGUAAAAAAGGCAAAGAAAGGAAAAGGAAGUAACAAAGCCAAAGAGCUUGAGGAUGAAGACAUGAUUAAUGAUAAUGAUGACGACGAUGAUUUGUACAUUGGGGAAAGUGGUUCUCUUGAUUUAGAAAAGGAGAAUGAGGACAGCAGUAAUGUGAAGGUAGCUGAUGUGCCAUUAAAAACCAGCAAGAAGCGAAAACGCACAAGAGAGCCAGAAGUGUCAACACGCAAGCCAAGGAAGAAUAACAAGAAAUCAAAAAAAGGCAAAUGCUUAGUUGAAGAAAGUGAGCUUUUAAAUGUGGAGGAUGAUAUAUUGGAGGGAGACUCUGUGAAUGCUGAGAAUAAAGAUACAUCAUGUACGUCCAUACCAGCAAAGAAACGCAAACGUUCAAAAAAGGGUGACAAGAAGAGGCAGGAAGAGGAGCCAGAAGAAAAAUGCAAGACAAAGAAGAAAAAGACACUUAAAGUUCCUACUGAUGUUGAUAGAGAACCUACUCAUGAUGAUGGAGAAGGUGAUGAGAUCAAUGAGGAGCACAAGUCUGAUGUCUCAACCAAGAAGCGCAAACGCUGCAAAAAGUUGGAGAAGGAAAAAUAUGAACCCACAAAAGGAAAACUAAAAACUAAAAAGACCAAAAUGUCUAAGGAAGACAGUGUUGAAGUUGAGUUGGGUGCUGAUAGUAGUGAAGUCUCAACAGCGGGUCCCGGUGGUGAAGAGGAUCAGGGGGAGAAGCUCAUUCAAAAGACAGCAGCUCAGGAGGAGAUCCCACAAAACUCUUCAAAAAGGUUGAAGAAGCCCAAUUUGGCCACAAGAAAAGCCAAAAAGUGCUCUGAGGCAACAGUGGAGGUUGAAGACACGACACAAGAGACUCGAGAUGAAAACUGCAAAGAGGCUGAGAUUGAGAACAGAAUCGGCUGUCUUGAUGAUAAACCACUCCACAAACAGGCAGUUGUUAUUCUGGAAAGAACACCUCCAAGGCUAAAAAAUGCAGAAAGCUCAUCCCAAGGCAAAGACCAGCCGCAGUCCCCACAGAGUCUGCAAGCUUCUCCUGGACGGCAGACGAGAGCAGAAAAGGUCAAACGUAAUCUGAAUGCUCCAAAAAGUAUGAUCAAGGAGAAAGGAAAGAUAGACGAGCAUCAGGAUGGGUCAGGGUCUGAUACAUCACCAGAGGAAAUGAGUAGCACUGCAAUGCCUUAUCAGGUGGUCAUCCAAAAAUGUAAAGAGAUGGAGGCAGUUCAAAGUACAAAAGAGGGUGUUGAUCUGAGUGAUUUGGAGUUUUUGCCUUCAUCUGAAGUACAUGGUCGGACGCUCCUGAAAAAGCUGGUUGUGUUGGUGUCUCAUGAAGAAGUGGAACACUACCUCAGGGUCCAAGCGCAACCUGAUGCAACAUCCGCUAAAGUUGAUUAUGUGGAAGAACAAGGGGAUGGUCCUGAGGAGAAGGGCUCUUCCAGUGUUACUCUAAAAGAGAGGGACUCUCAAGAUCCAGAGGAGAAGGAUUCUGACAGUGCCUCAGAUUCUGCCCAACAGUGUAAUGCCCAAAAGAGGAAUCCCCCGUCUUCCAAAUAUGACUCCAGUCAGCAGAAGUGUAGCAGUUCCGUGGAAGACAAAGUGAAGACUGUCCCAAAUGAAGACCUGGUGGAACAGCACAGGGAAAGUCCUGAGGAAAAAUCUAGUAUUACUCAAGAAGAGAACAGCUUUCAGGAUGUGAAGGAUGAUACCCAAACCUCAACAGAUGUUUUCCCCUCCUUUCCAUCAGAUGAAGAAACUCCUCCAUGGGAGAGCAAGAAAGUUGUCCAGGAGAUUUUAUCCUUCCUUGACGAGCCACAAGUUCCCCCCACCACAUCAUCAGACAAAGAUACGAAUGAAAAAGAUAAACAGCCUGGAAGUUUUCUGACCUCUGAGAAUAAAGAUCAAAUAACUGAUCAAGAGGAAUCUAAAUCAGAACGUAAUGAGACUGAGCUACAGGAAACCUUGACUGAGGAACCUCAGAAAGAGUUGAAGAGGACUAUUCCUAUCAGCUGUUCUGAGCGAUCUGCUGAUGAUGCCUCAGUUACUACUCAACAGUAUAUUGCCCCAGAAAGGCGGAGUUGGUUUGCUAAGCCCAAACCCAACCUGAGACGGGCAUCCAAGGUCACGAUCAACCCUCAGCAGGCCAUAAAACCUAAUAAAGGUUCUACAAGUGAGACUGGAUGUCAGAACCCUGCUAAAGCCCAGCACUGUGAAUUAGAUCUCAACAUAAAGACCAUCUCCAGAGAAGAUGAGCUUGUGUCAUCUGAUGUGAACUUGCGGGAGCAAGCUGAGGAUCUCCUUUCUUCUGUCCCAUCACUUAACUCAACAAAAACCUUAGAUCCAAAAGUUCCUGUGGACAACAGUGGUACAGGAAACGAAGAAAGAAUUGAUAACCAAACCAACAAAGAGCCUACCUUUAUUUUGACUCUGUAUGAGAUUCCUGCUUCUCAGCUGUUGCUUGAAGCUACCUCUGGGCCUCAGGACACUGACCCUUACGAAUUGGAGCCAGCGCAAGUCCAGACACCCCUUCUUUGCUCUGGCAAAUCUCUGUCUCUUCCAUCCACAUUAGAGGCUUCCUGCUGUACAGUGCCACACAUGGGGUCAGAAGAGAUCGAAAAACCAUGUAAAAGUGUUUCUCAGAAGGGGGAAGAUGAUUCCCUAAUUCCUGUUGCAGCCAAUGCAGUGAAAGAUGACAUUACACAGUCACAGGAAAGCAGCAGUCCUCUAGAGAGUCAGGAGGUGCUCUCCUCUAAUGAUGCCAUGAAGCCAACAGAUGUUACCAAUGUAUCGAAGUUAGAUCCAAGGCCGACAGAAUCUACAGAAGCAAAGCCUCCUGCUCAAAGGAGAAGCAAAAUAAAGGUUAGGCCAAAACUAAGGCCAUGUGUGAAGGUUGGGCCCUCAAACACAAAUCAAUCUGAGUGUGAGUCCAGUCAGCCAACCACAUCCAAAGACAAUCUGCAUGGUGGGCAUGAGGGUGUGUUGUCGAAUGCCACUGUGCCAGAUCCUGAAGAAGGGAGAGAUAAGGUUCACAGGAAAAAGGAAAGCCCUCCCAAAACUGGUCUCCAAAUGGGCUUUCCAUUGGGCGAGGAGUCCAUUGAAUCUUCGGUGAGUCCGAGGCCGUUCUCUGCCGAAGCAGACCAUGUGGUAGAUACAGCAAAUAUUCCUGGUCAGCACAGUUCUGUGAUCAAAGAUGUUGAAGAUAGUUGUGAGGGUGUUUCACACAUAGUGUUGGAUGAUGCCUUGGUUCUUGCCUUUGGAGAAAUGGAAGAUGAUGAUAUGGGGAUGGCAAGCUUUCAUGAGAGGAAGCUUCACAAAUUUGAGGACGUCUCUGUAUGCCAUCCAGAAAGUAAAAGACUUCUCUCUGCAGAUAAUGAUCAAAUGGUAGAAGUGACGGAUAUUUCUAAAAAGGUAGAUACUUGCGGAGAGGCAUCAGCUGUUACCCCAUCUGCAACUCAAGAGAUGAAAAUGCCCUUUAGAAGAAGCAAGUUGCAAGUGAAGCCUAAAUUAGCAAAGGCAGCACAUACUAAAGAUGGUUCCUCAAGAAAAGUGCGAUCUAAAAUUGAGCUUAUUCAUCCAGCCACAUCUCCAAUCAUUUCACCAGUUCCUCAGCAAGUUAUUGAACAUCAGAUUAAAGAAAAGACUGAUAAAGUAGAACAGAGAUCUGAACAAGAAGAUAUCUGUGAUAUGGUGCCAACUGUGACUAAUGAAGUUGUGAAGGUGAAGCAACCGCUUAUACAAUUCACUACUGCAAAAACAUCAAUAUGUGCUGAGUCACCACCUGUGGAAGAGAAAAGUGAGGAUUGGCAUAAGGAUGUGCCACACACAGUGUUGCCUGAUAUAAUAGUGCCGGUUUCUGAAGAAAUGGAAGAUGAGGUUCAUAAGGAGAGUGGAAUUUCUCUUCAGAGUGGUUUCCAGUCAAGUGAAGACCCAUACAUCUGUGCUGUAGAGAGCCAGCAGAGUCUCAUUGCAGAGGCAGAUGAGGAGAUAGAUGAUGAGCAUGAGGGAGUUUCACACAUGGUGUUGACUGAUAUUUUUAUCCCUGUCUCUGAGGAAAGUGGAGAUGAUUUGACCAAGGAAUGGACAACAACUGGAAAGGGAAGCCCUCAUAAAGCAGAAAGAUCCCAGCUGAAAAAGCAUCCAGACAUCUCAAACCUGCGAUGUGCAGAGUCAAAUUUGAGAUCAUCUAAUUCACCCAAAAGGAAAACGCCCAUGAGGAAAGGCACGUUGAAGGUGAAGAUGAUAUUUCCCAAGACGAAGGAGUCCUCAAAGAGUGUCCAGCAAUCACAAACAGCUUUAUCAGUGCCUUCAACCUUAAUGGUGAAACAGCAGGAUAUUGAUCUUACUCUAAAUUCCCUAGAAAAUGAGCAUGUCUCACAAUCCAAAGUGGAAUCAAAUUCAGAAGAUGGUAAAUGCUCAAUCAAAGAUUUGACUCCUUUUGCCAGUAAAGACUUGCAGCCAUGGCAACAAAGCACACAUUGUAGUGUCAAGGAGACUUUAACAUGCGCUGACCCUGAGAAGACAUUUGAGGGUGUUUCUCACACAGUGCUUUAUGAUGUAUUGGUGCCAGUAUUUGAUGAGACUGCAGAAAGCUGCCUUCACAAAGAGGGCUUUUUGGUUGGUCUUCAAGACAGCAUGGAGACACCAUCUCAAGAUGUAGUCAAAGUUGUGAAGCCAACAGAUAUCGAAAGGCCAUCAAAUACUGAAAGAGUGGAGUCAACUGCAAGUCGAUCUGUGUCGGUGGAGAGGAAAGCACCCUCCUGUAGAGGAGCUACACCUCAGCAGUCUCUGGAACCUCAAGCUGAGGAAUGGUCCCUCAAAAGUGAUAUGCUGCCCAUGGACUCUGAUGAACUUGAUAACUGGUGUGAAGGAGUUUCCCACAUGUUGUUGUCUGAUGCCUUUGUGCCUGUGUCUGAAAUGAUUGCGGACGAGAACAGUACAGACUGGAAAGCAUGUGUUGCAAGGAGCCCUAAAAAGGAUAAGGAAUACGCUCUUAGUCCACCAGAGAGCAAGGAGACAUCCUUAGAGAAAACAAACGAAGUUCAUCAAUCAGGCAGUAUUUCUCAAAUGCCAAAAAUGGUUAUAAACUCAAGUGAGAGAUUGCUGGCAUCACAAGCAAUAACUUCACCUGGGAGAGGUACAUUCCAUAUGACACUAAGAUCACCACAAAGAACAUACCCUAAAGAUCAACCUGAUCUGCUAAAGUCAACCCAAGCUGUCCCAACAACACCCCAGCGAGCCAAUGCAUCAAAUCUGAAGGAGUCUGUCCGAACUCCAACAAAGCAACAAACAGAAGAAAUCACUAAUGUAUGUAGAGUACAGCUAGAGAGGUUAACUUCCGAGCAAAUCUGCUUGAGCCAAAAUUACUUGGAACCAAGACAUCACAGCACACCUGUCAAUGUGAAAACAACUUCCAGAGGGAGUGGUGAGAUGCACAAGGCAUUUCUGCCUUUGCAUGGAAGUACAAGCACUGGCUUAGAAUCAUGUGCUGAUGAGGAGCCACCUGUGCCUUCAGGCAACUGGCCAAAGGUUGUCAUUAAUCGUAUGGAAAUAAAGGCUACUGAUGCAGACACUUCCAUGCCUACCGCAUCUCCAGCUAGAGUGUCCGCUGCAGCCUCCCAAAAACUGUCUGAGCAUCAGUCACCUCAUAGCAGUCCUCUUAAUUCUGGUUUGGAUGAUGAUGAAGAGCCUGGUCAAGUGUCUCAGUUCUUCCUUGAUGACAUCUUCACUGAAGUUGAUCCGGAUUGAUUCUGAUUUCUGACCUUUUGGUUACAUUAUCACUGCUGCUAUCACAGUUCAUUGCACUUGAGUUUAAUGACACAUUUUGGAGAAUUGGAUGUAAUCUUGAUAACAUUUCUUUGCUUAAGUUACAAAGGGAAAAACUACACACACAGAUAAUGGGAAUUACUGUUCUGAGGCCUUUGCUGUAAUGUUUCUGUUUGUGAUUAGACAUGCAGUGACAAUGUGCAACCAUUUUUGAGGUUAAGCCAUGUCUUAUGUAUUUAUUUCUAUUUAUUUAAUGAUAAACAGUGUUGUUUUUACUGACACUGGUUUGAGUUUAAAUAUCUUGUUUUGUUCAAAUCGAAAUAUAUUUGUUUUUAUGGGUGCUGAAUGUUACAUUAAUUUUAAUUAACGUUUUCUCUGAGCAAAACCCUUUUCGUGGACUAUAAACACUUUAAGAACACUAAAGGUUUUAGCAAUGGUCAAUUAUAUUGGCAGUUUGUCGCAGAGUCUGGAAAAUGUGGUUAGUUGACAAAUAACUGGUCUUGAACUUUUUUUCAACUUUAAAGUUUUAUGUUGAAUUUUAAAAGUAAUAUAUGGCAGAGGUAUUGAAAUAAAGUUCCAAGAAGCCAGUCUUUACAUCCCAUCAAAGAUCUGAACAAUCAUAACUUAUGCUGUUUCUGGAUAGAUGUAUUGUGUCACUAUGAAAUUAAAUAAGCAUUUUAGAAAUAUGUUCAUUUAGAGGGGAAUAUUUAUUGCAGGGUGAUUUCAACAUUACAGGGAAUUGUUUCCCUGUAAAUUAUUCAUAACACAGUGGUAUCUUUAUUUUUUCAACAAAGUUAAUACUUCGUCUUCGCUCAUUUUAAUUUCGUCAUUUCAGGCCUGGUUCCUGUUACAAGGUGUCCUAGGGGCUUUGCCAGGGUGGACCAGCAUAUGAUGGUUUUACAGCAUUAGGGAUCUCUUGAAUUAAACUUUUAACUAGUACAAACUACGUAGAUAUCUAAAAUUAAUGGCAACACUUUACAAUAAGGUUCCAUUCAUUAACAUUAGUUAAUGCAUUAGGUAUCAUGAACUAACAAUGAACAAUAUGUUUUUUUUUACAGCAUUUAAUAUUUUUUGUUAAUGUAAGUUAAUAAAAAUACAAUGGUUGAUUUUUAGUUUGUCUUAGUUCAUAGUGCAUUAAAGCAUUAGU
Messenger RNA from Myxocyprinus asiaticus (Chinese sucker), 8492 nucleotides. RefSeq names its product transcription factor TFIIIB component B'' homolog. The transcript has 44 exons. Gene Ontology annotation, biological process: RNA polymerase III preinitiation complex assembly. Gene Ontology annotation, molecular function: TFIIIC-class transcription factor complex binding. Gene Ontology annotation, cellular component: transcription factor TFIIIB complex. The record is from RefSeq and is a predicted model, not a curated record. NCBI's taxonomy places the organism in Eukaryota, Metazoa, Chordata, Actinopteri, Cypriniformes, Catostomidae. The coding region runs from base 116 to 7327 and encodes 2403 amino acids.